AACAUUUGAACAUAAACAUCUUGUUUUUCCCAUACCUACACGUAACGCCUUUACAAAUUAUUGUUAUAAAAUAUUGCAUAAACAUGUAUUAAUACUUUUCUGCGCAGAAAUGAGGAAUAAGAAUUAACUUAUACAGAAAGUACAUUUGUAAAACUGGAUUUUAGGAUUGCCAGCUAUCCACAAUGGAUCCAGAGAGUUUUCUAGCGGAUCAGCAAGUAAUGUUCAAAAUGAGUAAUUUACUUUUCGGACUGCUAUUGAUUGGAUUUUGCCUUCUAGCCUUUUAUGCACUGUGUAAAUGGUGCAGUGAAAAUUCGAAUGAAACAAAACCGAAAGAAACUGAGAAGCUAAUGAUGAAACCUGUGUACGCACAUGAAAUAGAACCUGGUAUUGUUAUACUUCAGAACGAGGAAGGUGAUUAUUUUAAGAUUUUAAAGGAGUAUGAUUCGAACAAGGAUAAUUUGUAUGGAUCAGUGUCGUGCACGCGACCGGAAAUGAUGCAAACACCUACGCGCAUGCCUAUUGAAGAUCCAGAAAAGACGCCAUUGCGGUCACACGCGGGAUCAAACGGUGCUGUUUCACCAUCUGCACCUCCAGUUAUCCCUAAUCCACAAGGGAAUUCUUUAGAAGUGAAUAACCGUAACAGUUCCGCCAAAUGCUCAACAGGGUACGGCUCAUACGGCAGACCGCCUCCGUAUGCUAGCAAAUAAAAAUAAAUUUAUGUGAUAAAUCAAUCACAGGGUUACCAUGUCAAUCGUACAUGGUUUUACGGUGUAGCUUAGCAUAUGUGGUCAGCUGUGGGUUAAUAAGAUACAAUAUCAAAACCUCCUUUCUCUUGCGAAUCAUGCUACAAAUAUUUCAAAACAAAUGUGGAUCUUAUGCUGUUUCUUGAUCAAUGCAUUAUAGGCGUAGCAUAUGUAACACUUUGAAUGGCAAAAAUGUCGAUGGACAGAAUAAUCAACGGUAUUAUGUAUAUCUACAGAAAUACACAAAUGUAUGUAACUUUUUAAGUUAUACAUUUCUUAGACUAUCAGUAUCAAAUGCACAAUCACACAUUAAGUAUUACAUAUUUAAGCCUAUCAUGUUGGUCUGUCAAAGUCUAAGUAUGCGUAAAAUCGAUAAUAAUAUGUCCAUGUAAAUGUUUUGUUUACAUUAUUUGAAGAUUCGUGUCACAUAAAUAAAAAUAAUGAAGUUCAAUAUUAUAAACCUAAUAAAAUAAUUGCAAAAUAUCG
Molecule: messenger RNA, 1229 nt
Organism: Mercenaria mercenaria
Lineage: Eukaryota; Metazoa; Mollusca; Bivalvia; Venerida; Veneridae
Exons: 2
Coding region: 183-707 (174 amino acids)
Source: RefSeq, a predicted model, not a curated record